GCGACAAGUUUCAAGAGAUACUCCAGGUCCGCAUGUUGAUGACUUCGGCUACACUACCAUGGUUCAUCUUGCAAAUUGCUGGAAGCUCCAGACACCGCCCGUGAUUGUCAACCAGAGAGAGGCACAGUACAUGAUCGCUCCGUAAAGUUGUUGCUGAAAAGAAGCGAAAUUUGCAAUUUGCAAAGUCGAGCUAGAAGGCCAGACAGCAUAGGCCAUGCUCUCCAUCGUGUUCAUAGUCGGUAGAUGUCUUCUAGUCGACCAUCCUCAGACUGGUCGCUCUCUCAUCUAGAAAUCCAUCACCAAGACAUGGCUGGGAGCGGAUCGCAAAGUCGCGAGGUCAAGCUACCCAUAGUCAACCAUUGCCAAAACACAACAGAUGAAAAGUUUUGUGUGAAGCCCCUCGUGGCCAUUCCGCACACCACCUCCAUUGCCGAUAUGCUCGGUUGCACAGCCAGUCUUUCUCUUUAUGACUCGAUACAGCACCACAAGCUUGCCCCAAUCAAUGGCGCUGUGCUGUCCUUAUGGGCACAACAAAUCCCCCCCUCCCCCUCCUGGCGCUCGCUCCCUCAUAACCAAUUAACUCCGUGCGCAAUGAUAUAAAACCCAGCAAAGAAGAACAUCGCCCCCAUGGUCGUCGUCGUUGUCAUCGUUAUGAUGUGUGUUCCAAAGCGUGAUUAGUUGAGCAUGACGG
This is a messenger RNA of Microdochium trichocladiopsis, 691 nucleotides long. RefSeq lists its product as uncharacterized. The record is from RefSeq and is a predicted model, not a curated record. The coding region runs from base 244 to 600 and encodes 118 amino acids. The transcript has a single exon. NCBI's taxonomy places the organism in Eukaryota, Fungi, Ascomycota, Sordariomycetes, Xylariales, Microdochiaceae.